UGUAGAUUGAUGGAAAAUAGUAUAUGUAGGAACAUACCUAGGAAGUCGGACUUCAGACCAAUUUUGGAAGUUGAGUCUAGGUACCAACAGUUCUCAGAGAAUGCUGCCUGGUGCAAGUUCCUGCAUGUAAGUUGACAUUCUGGACACUUCACGAAAUAGAGAGCUUGGCAGGCUCUAUUCCUUUGCACUAGAAUGAGCUUUCUUUGUUUAUCUAGAGAGAAGAGACAGAAAAAGUCAUCGAUCUGAGACAGACAGAAAGUGAGAAAACAUCCAUGACUUCAUCCCCUCAGGGCCACUCCUUCCUCGCGGAACAUAUAUUCCGCUGUCUCGAACCCGCCCGGGGAAUUCUAUAAAACCCCGUCGUCAUCGCAUGGAACCUCACUCAUUUCCCAAUCCACCUUGACCUUAAGACCCCCCUUGACUUAACAUUCCCUCUACCCCCACACAUAUACACCCUUAAUCAGGCAUCAUGUCCCACCUCACCUACUACAAUUACGACGGUGUCGGCAAGCGCAACCAACAAACCUUCAAAUACAGCCAGGCCGUCCGCAUCGGCGACCGCAUCGAAUGUUCCGGCCAGGGCGGCUGGGACCCCCAGACCGGCGAGAUCCACCGCGAGAUCAACGCGCAGAUCGACCAGGCCUUCGCGAACGUGGACCUGAACCUGAAGACCGCUGGCGGCAAGGGCUGGAGCCAGGUGUUCCGGGUGAAUUCGUACCACGUGCCCAUCAACAACGAGGCGCUGGACGCCAUGGUCCGGAACUUCAAGAAGUGGAUGCCCGACCACGAGCCCCUGUGGACCUGUGUCGGGGUCACGCGGCUGGGCGAGGAUGAUAUGCGCGUUGAGAUUGAGGUUGUUGCGCAUGAUCCAAAAUAGGUUCUUGGGGGGGGGGAUUAGGUAUGACGAGGAAGAUGAGGGCAGAGGAUGGAGUGUGUAAGUAACUGGUUGAGAUGCUUUGUGAUUUGAUUCAGCGUGAUGGUGGAGAUGAAAAAGCGAAAACAAGGGGGUGCUUGGUGCUUGCAUCUGCAUAAUGAACGGAAUAUGAGGAUUGAUGAGACUGUCAUUUCAGUACAAAAAGAUCGGUGCAAUGGAUCAAUGAAGGUAAACAGUCUUCAGUCACGAAACAAAAACCCUGCAAGUACUUCUUCGGUCGGGUACCAGACCUGAACUAUGGCCAUUCGUUGUUACUCCUGAAGAACGGUUGUUAUACUCCAUGCUUGAUACAAUGGGCAUUGUGAGCUCUUUGUUGUAGAGAACUUCUAUCCCUGUUGUGCGGCUGCGUAUAUAUUGACCGUGAUGAUCGCCAUCAGUAACAUCAACCAUCGACCACCUUCAUCUUCACCUUC
Molecule: messenger RNA, 1347 nt
Organism: Aspergillus fijiensis CBS 313.89
Lineage: Eukaryota; Fungi; Ascomycota; Eurotiomycetes; Eurotiales; Aspergillaceae
Product: RidA family protein
Exons: 2
Coding region: 470-877 (135 amino acids)
Cellular component (GO): cytosol
Molecular function (GO): deaminase activity
Source: RefSeq, a predicted model, not a curated record